AUGGUUCUCGAGGCGGUCAUGGUUGUCGUUGACAACAGCGAGAGCAGCCGCAACGGAGAUUACCAACCCACCCGAUUCGAUUCACAAGUGGACGCCGUUAAUGUCCUCUUCCAGAGCAUCACGCAGGGUAACCCCGAGUCCUCUGUUGGACUAAUGAGUAUGGGGGGCAAGGGACCUGAAGUUCUUGUCACUUUGACGACAGAGCAAGGCAAGAUCCUCGAGGGUCUGCAUCGCACAAAGAAGAGGAUUGGUGGCUCAUCGCAUCUCAAGACGGGCAUUCAAGUUGCUACUCUCGCUCUCAAGCACCGACAGAAUCGGUCGCAACGACAGCGCAUAAUAGUCUUUGUUUGCUCACCAAUUGAAGAGGCGGACAAAGAACUCAAGAUCCUGGCCAAAAAGAUGAAGAAGGGAAACAUUUCCGUCGACUUUAUUCUUUUUGGUGACCUCGAUGACGACGCCACGAAGACGAAGCUCGAGAAAUUCAACGAGGAAGUCAAGAGCAGCGAGGGCUCCCACUUUGUCGUCAUCCCACCCAGCAGCAAGCUUCUCAGCGACCAGCUUGUAUCCAGCCCUAUUCUGCUCGGCGAAAACGCCGGCGGCGGCGGCGGCGGCAUGGGCAGCGGUGGCGGCGGCAACGACGAGUUCGAGUUUGGCUUCGACCCCGCGCUGGAGCCUGAGCUGGCGCUCGCUCUACGCAUGAGCAUGGAAGAAGAAAAGGCGAGGCAAGAGAAGCGUGCGCGCGAGGAGGAGCAGGCGGCCACCAAGGCGUCGUUGGAGGGCAUUCCAGAGGAAGGUCAGGGUAGCGGAAGCAAGAAGGAUAAGAAGGAUGGCGGUGACAAGAUGGAUACGUCCUGA
Messenger RNA from Cordyceps militaris CM01, 855 nucleotides. Its product is annotated as 26S proteasome regulatory subunit S5A, multiubiquitin chain binding protein. The coding region runs from base 1 to 855 and encodes 284 amino acids. Gene Ontology annotation, molecular function: polyubiquitin modification-dependent protein binding. Gene Ontology annotation, cellular component: nucleus; proteasome regulatory particle, base subcomplex; cytosol. NCBI's taxonomy places the organism in Eukaryota, Fungi, Ascomycota, Sordariomycetes, Hypocreales, Cordycipitaceae. Gene Ontology annotation, biological process: proteasome-mediated ubiquitin-dependent protein catabolic process. The transcript has 2 exons. The record is from RefSeq and is a predicted model, not a curated record.